Homo sapiens (human) is the source of this 6467-nucleotide messenger RNA. RefSeq names its product mahogunin ring finger 1 (gene MGRN1). Lineage: Eukaryota; Metazoa; Chordata; Mammalia; Primates; Hominidae. Gene Ontology annotation, cellular component: plasma membrane; early endosome; nucleus. The transcript has 17 exons. Bases 136 to 1794 code for a protein of 552 amino acids. Gene Ontology annotation, biological process: protein ubiquitination. Gene Ontology annotation, molecular function: ubiquitin-protein transferase activity; ubiquitin protein ligase activity. The record is from RefSeq and is marked validated.
GGGGGCUCGAGGCGCCUCCGCGGCCGUGGACGAGCGUCCGUGCGGCCUGGUCCGGGCCAUGUCCGCGUGAGGACCCCGCCGCUGUCGCCGCUCCCGUUCCGGCCCUGGCCCCUCUGCCCGGCAGCGCCGCGCACCAUGGGCUCCAUUCUCAGCCGCCGCAUCGCGGGGGUGGAGGACAUCGACAUCCAGGCGAACUCGGCCUAUCGCUACCCUCCGAAGUCCGGAAACUACUUUGCUUCGCACUUUUUCAUGGGAGGAGAGAAAUUCGACACCCCCCACCCUGAAGGUUACCUCUUUGGAGAGAACAUGGAUCUGAACUUCCUGGGCAGCCGCCCGGUCCAGUUUCCCUACGUCACUCCUGCCCCCCACGAGCCCGUGAAGACGCUGCGGAGCCUGGUGAACAUCCGCAAAGACUCCCUGCGGCUGGUGAGGUACAAAGACGAUGCCGACAGCCCCACCGAGGACGGCGACAAGCCCCGGGUGCUCUACAGCCUGGAGUUCACCUUCGACGCCGAUGCCCGCGUGGCCAUCACCAUCUACUGCCAGGCAUCGGAGGAGUUCCUGAACGGCAGGGCAGUAUACAGCCCCAAGAGCCCCUCGCUACAGUCCGAGACCGUCCACUACAAGAGAGGGGUGAGCCAGCAGUUCUCCCUGCCCUCCUUCAAGAUUGACUUCUCGGAAUGGAAGGAUGACGAGCUGAACUUUGACCUGGACCGGGGCGUGUUUCCAGUAGUCAUCCAGGCUGUGGUGGACGAAGGAGAUGUGGUGGAAGUGACUGGCCACGCCCACGUGCUCUUGGCUGCCUUUGAAAAGCACAUGGACGGCAGCUUCUCUGUGAAGCCUUUAAAGCAGAAGCAAAUUGUGGACCGGGUCAGCUACCUCCUGCAGGAGAUCUAUGGCAUUGAGAACAAGAACAACCAGGAGACCAAGCCCUCGGACGACGAGAACAGCGACAACAGCAACGAGUGUGUGGUGUGCCUGUCCGACCUGCGGGACACGCUGAUCCUGCCCUGCCGCCACCUGUGCCUCUGUACCUCCUGCGCCGACACGCUGCGCUACCAGGCCAACAACUGCCCCAUCUGCCGGCUGCCUUUCCGGGCCCUCCUGCAGAUCCGGGCGGUGCGGAAGAAGCCAGGAGCCCUGUCCCCCGUGUCCUUCAGCCCCGUCCUGGCCCAGAGCCUGGAGCAUGAUGAGCACUCUUGUCCCUUUAAAAAAUCAAAGCCGCACCCCGCCUCCCUGGCCAGCAAGAAACCUAAAAGGGAAACAAACUCUGACAGCGUCCCACCUGGCUACGAGCCCAUCUCGCUGCUCGAGGCGCUCAACGGCCUCCGGGCUGUCUCCCCGGCCAUCCCCUCGGCCCCUCUUUAUGAAGAAAUCACCUAUUCAGGCAUCUCGGACGGCCUGUCCCAGGCCAGCUGUCCCCUCGCGGCUAUCGACCACAUCCUGGACAGCAGCCGCCAGAAGGGCAGGCCGCAGAGCAAGGCCCCCGACAGCACCCUACGGUCCCCGUCUUCCCCCAUCCACGAAGAGGAUGAGGAGAAGCUCUCCGAGGACGUGGACGCCCCUCCCCCACUGGGUGGCGCAGAGCUGGCCCUGCGGGAAAGCAGCUCCCCUGAGAGUUUCAUAACAGAAGAGGUUGAUGAGUCGUCGUCACCACAGCAAGGGACCCGAGCAGCUUCCAUUGAGAAUGUCCUGCAGGACAGCAGCCCCGAGCACUGUGGCCGAGGCCCACCUGCUGACAUCUACCUGCCAGCCCUGGGGCCCGACUCCUGCUCUGUUGGUAUAGACGAGUAAGCCGGUACGUGACCUCCCAGACGCGCUUCGGGGGCUCUGACGCGCGUCCUUGGAGAGAGGAGCCCUCCCCUGCUCUCUGGCGGGGGUUCCUUCUGGUUUUUGGGUCUUCGUCCGCAUCCGCAUCUUCCCAGGGGCCCUGGAUUCCGAAUCCAGAGCUCUCCAGUGGCUGCUGCACCUUCCCCCAGAAAGUGGCCUCCUGGGGGGUCCUGACUUUCGGGGCCAGAGGUCUCUCCAUCUGGACUAGGCGGCCGGUCAGGCUCUUCUUCCAGCCUUGAGGGGCCCUGGAACAGUCCCAGCCCAGGCAGGGAGACAGACACAGCCCAGGUGCGCCAGAGCCACUGUCCACUGCGGGAGGCAGGAGCUUGAGGGAUGAGGGCAGCACCGUGGAGGGAACCCCAGGGAGACAUGGGGUGAGCGUCCCAAGGGGAGAGGCCUGGGCCUGGCCUUGUUCCGGAUGGUCCCACCAUGAGUUCGCAUCGGUCCUGCAGCAGACACGUUAGGACGCUCAGCAGGUCCACUCCCGUGUUCCGGUCGUGGCUUUAACAAUUCAUGGGGAAAGAAUGCGCCCCGAUUGGGAGAGCCCCUGGAUCACGUCUUCCCAAGCUCAGUCCCUGUCUCUUGGAGGGAGUCCGUCCUCGAGGGGCCCUCUGGUGCCCAGGGGAGAGUAUCUUGCGUCCUGUCCUGAGGGCGUCCGCUCACACAGCCACCUGCUCCCCCGCUCCCUCCUUCCCUUGUCAGCAUGGCCACCGUGGGCCUGGCAUCACCAUGGGCCUGGCACACAGUCCCUCGUGGGCUGCCUUUGUGCCAUGAGCCCACUGCUGCCGACUCACCUGUCCCUCCCAGUACUGGAACCUUCUGGAACACCAGCACUAAAAGAUAGGAGGCCCUGUGAGGUUGGCAUCCCCCAUCCCCCCCAAGAGGCGCCCUCUACCAGGGUGGCCCAGGUGAGUGUUUUACAGAAGGCGGCUCUGUCCAGGCAGUGGUUCGCACCUAUAAGCCCGGUACUUUGGGAGACCGAGGGGAUAGAUCACUUGAGCCCAGGAAUUCAAGAUCAGUGUAGAAAACAUAGACCCCCUCUCUAUGAAAAAUAAAAAAUUGGCUUGGGCGUGGUAGCUUGUGCCUGUGGUCCCAGCUACUCAGGGGUGCUGAGGUGGGAGGAUUGCCGGAGCUGGGGAGGUCAAGGCCCACUCCAGCCUGAGACGCUGUCUCAAUAAAAAAAAAUACACACACACCCACCCACCCACUCCAGCCUGAGACCCUGUCUCAAGAAAAAAAAAAUACACACACACACACACACACACACACACACGGGGGAGAGAGAGAAGGCAGCUCCAGGAGUGCCACCAAAAUGUAGGCAGACGGAUUGGGGACCCUCUGCCUUCCCAGAGGGUCUUGGCACACAAGCUGCGUGCAGCUCUGGUCUGCCGAGGCCCAUGCAGCCUGCUGGGAGGUGCCUGGCCGGGGGUGCAGGCUCUAAGAGGCCCUUUCCCCUUGGGUGGACUUGAGCCGGGUCAGGGAGAACUUCGCUUCUUUUGACUGCGCUCUGCAUUCCCAUGAACCUCUGUCUUCUUGAGCCCAGCGAGUCCCUCUGUUGACCCCUGUCCUGAGCCAUUAUACCCCUAGAUUGAAACAGUCAGCACCUUUCAGACGGCCCCGGCCUGCGCAUCGGUGGAAGGUGCCGUGCGAAUGUCACGAUUCAGGUCAAGCUUCCGGAGCUGGGGAGUGCAGGUGUGAUCUAGAACAGGGCUCACAGCCUCGGAAACCUGCUCUCGCCGCGGCCCCCGAAGAAAAUAGACGCCCUUCACCGGAGAGUGGGGCCUGGGCCGUGUCUGCUGGGAGCCAUGUGUCAGGGCUGGUGGCUGGGUGUCAGGCAGCCCUGAGGCCAUGCUGGCCCCGUCCCAGGCUCUGCACCAGCACCAUUGCCCAAGCCCCAGGGACGCCAGACCCAUCUGGGGACAGCGCCCGGCGGCGUCGUGCAGGCCACAGUCUGGGCAUUGGGGCUCUGUGGGAGGCUCCUCUCUUUGCCUUGCAGUAGCCAUCCGGGGGCUACUCUGAGCACGGGCUUGUUCUCACCCAGGGCCGCUCCCCACCCCUGCACCCUGGGUUGACCGAGUUCCACCCUAACCCAGCCGUAAGAACCUUGGCAGGACAGUGGCUGGCCACAUCCCAGGAAACCGGAACCAGGGCAAGGGCAGGAGGCCCAGAGGGCAUCCACCGCGGUGCCGUGUCGCGCUCUGACUCGGGGCUGCAGAUCUGCUGUGGGUGUCCGGGGAUCUGGGAUCGUCUGUCCCAAGAGGGACACAGCGUAUUUGGCACAGUUAGGGAGUCCCCGGGCCCUUGGUGUGCUCACAUCUGAGUGAAUGCUGUUGUGGCCACAGGCGGCGGGAGUGGGGGUGCUGGAUGGCCCAGCCCCUCUGGGGCUCCAGAUCGGUAGGAGCGGGUGGCGUGGCACCAGGCAUCCGAGUGUGACCCUCCUCCCUCUGCUCCCACCUGCAGGACGGCCCACCUCCAUGGAGACGGCCCACGGCCUCGCCACCACCAGCCCCACCUGGCCUCCACUUGGUGGCCCCAGCCCCGAUCCCAGCGCCGCCGAGCUGACCCCACUCUGAGAGCCUGGCCGAGCUGGCAGCAUGGAGCCCUCGGCUCCCCAGACUUUGCCGAGGGGCUGCUCCGGACCCCGUUGUGAGCCGGCCUCCUGUCUGCAUGCCCCCUGUGGCCACCAGGCUCCGAGGGGCCGUGGUGACUCUUGAUCAAAGAGCACAGUGAACUGUCCCUUCUGAGUCUCCCUUUUCUACAGUUGAUAUAUUUGUAACUGGUACAAGAUGAAGGACAGCAGCUUUCCAUCCCUAGUUCAGAGCCCCCGUUCCCCAGGGUCCUGUGGGCUGAGCGGCUGGGGCUGGGGCUGCCCACGUGUGGCCUCCGCUGGCUCUGCCUGCUCCUGCAACAGUGCGGUCCCUGCCCGGAGAACUCAGGAGGCCUGCAGAAGAGAACUGAUUGGUGGUCGAAGCACCAUCUUCACAGAUGUUCAGGGGCAGUGGGGGGCUCCAGGCACGGUCAAUGAAGGAAACAGUGCCUGUCCACCCACCCUGCGUGUCACUGUGGCGGCCUGGCUGUCGCUGCUUUUUGUCCUCUGCCGUGUUUGCGCGGCCUCAGUGCCCUCCCUGGUGCGUCUGCGCUGGGGCCCUCAGUGCUCGGGGCCUUGGGGUGCAUGGGUGCCGCCCUGGGCAGCUAGAGUGUCUCAGCCCGGUGCUGGGCCUGGCCGAGGGGCGGAGGCACAGCUGCUUCCAGCAGCCAGCAUUCAGUGGCCUUGUCACCAAGCUCCACACCUCCUCCUGGUGCUGGCUUUGGUGACAUCACAAGGCCCCUCCAGGUGCAGGGGCUUCUGUUUGGCAGGCCCCUGCCAGGGAGGACCUGGUGGCCUCCUCAUUCUCUUUUGCCAUUGGAAUGUCCCCUUGCAGUUCUCUUCUCUUUUUUUUUUUUUUUGAGAUGGAGUUUCACUCUUGCUGCCCAGGCUGGAGUGCAGUGGCUCAAUCUCGGGUCACUGCAACCUCCGCCUCCCGGGUUCAAGUGAUCGUCCUGCCUUAGGCUCCUGAGUAGCUGGGGAUUACAGGUGCCUACCAGCAUGCUCGGCUAAUUUUUUUGUAUUUUUAGUAGAGAAGGGAUUUCACCAUGUUGGCCGGGCUGGUCUCAAACUCCUAAGGUCAUCCACCUGCCUCGGCCUCCCAGAGUGCUGAGAUUACAGGCGUGAGCCUCCGCGCCCGGCCCCCUUGCAGUUCUCUCUGAUUUGGUUUGUUCUGUCUCAGGCUUCUGUGGCAGGACUGGCCCAGGGAGGAGGAAGCCAGCAGCACACCUGGGGAAUGGGGUCCCGGCCGGGAGGCUUGGCCUCUGGGCGACCUCGUCCUGUUUUUUUUGUUUGUUUGUUUGUUUUUUUAAAGGUAAACCUCCUGGGCCGCAGAUGGCAAAGGGAGUGCCUGGGCCUGGUGACCCAGGGCUGGAUCCACCCCUGCGGAGCCCUGGGCCAGGCAGGUGUCUGCUGCUCACCUGGCUCUGGAGGGCUGCCCUGCAGCUGGGCCUGGGGACAGGUCGGCUGUGGGGCAGCUCAGUACCCUCCCUGAGGCUCACGGUGGCUCCGAGCAUGAGGUCCGCCUCCUGGGCGAGACCCAGCAGUGGACAGCAUGGUCCUCACACCCAGCUCCCUGCACACCCAGGCCAGCCACCCCUCCCGCUCGUGCACAGGCACGCAGAUGCGCUCACACGUACACACACACAAAUGCACGCCCACUUGCACAUGCUCACGCACAUGUUCACACAUGCACACUCACGCUCACACAUGCUGUCACGCAUACACACACGCACAUACUCCUGCACAUGUUCCCAUGCAUGUGUGUGCACUCGGACCGAGCAUCUCCCACGCACCUCUACCCCACCCCAAGCACCUCUCUCCCCCCAUGCACCUCUCCCCAACAACACACACAGCCCCCUGCACCGCCCGCCCCCCGCCCCCACCAAGGCCCCAGCCUCUGGCCAUCAGUCCUGGUGCCAGAGCUUUGCGUGAAGUUCGGGCCGCAGAGUGGCCCGCUGGGACUCCCAUGUGCUGCCGUCUGAUGUGCUCAGAUGGGCUCAUCGUUGGUUCGUUUUUACUGUAUAUUUAUAGUAAUAAAAUCAUGCAGCAA